AUGAUGAGCAGCAUGAUGGCAGUGGGUGAAAUCAUACUGAAAGAAGAACCAUUUUGUCAUGUACUGCUCCAGAGUCAUCGAGGUUUAAGAUGUGAUCAGUGCUUCACUUUGGGAGAGAACCUGAAGAAAUGUACUGGAUGUUCGGACAUAUUCUACUGCAACAAAGUUUGCCAGAAGCGUGACUGGACAGUUCACAAGCAGGAAUGCAAGUGUUUGAAGGCCAUCCAGCCCAAGAAGCCACUGGACUCUGUCCGCCUUCUCCUACGACUGGUCAUCUCACAGAACCUCAACCUGCCUCAGAACAACGAGUGGUCAAGGACACUGGAUGAUCUUAUGUCUCACUCGGAGGACAUAAAGAAGGAUGCUGAGAGGAGUGAACAAUUUGCGCAGGUUGCGUUCACGUUGAAGGAAUAUGCCGGGAGUCAUGUCUCUCUGCCUGAUGCUUCAAAACUGCUCAACCUCUUUGGCAAGAUGGUGAUUAACAGCUAUACAAUCUGUGAUGGCGAGCUGAAAGACCUCGGUGUUGGAAUGUAUCUAGGGGGUUCUCGUCUUGACCACAGCUGUAGUCCUAAUGCUGUGACCUCAUUCCAUGGUGUCACACUGGUUGUCAGGGCCACACAGGACAUUCUGGAUAAUUCCCCAAAUAAGGUGUUCAUCAGUUACAUUGACCAGCUGGCCCCAAGGAAGGAGAGGCAGACAGCCCUGAAAAAGCAGUACUACUUUGACUGCGCAUGUUCCCGCUGCAGUGAUGAACAGUUUGAUGCAUCAAUGACCAGCUUCUGUUGUCCAAAGUCAGGGUGUGAUGGAGUGGUGGGCAUCAAUAACAAGAAGGACUUUGGAGCAUGCCAAACAUGUGGCGCCAGUGAUUUCUCCUCAGAUCUUAAACAAGGGGCUCUUGCUGUGUUAGACAGCUGUCAGGCAGCCCUAGAACAGGCCGAUGACAGGAAAAAACAAGAUAAGUGGAAAGGAGUUUUUGAGACAUGCAAAGAGAGCAUACAGAAGGCUGCAGGAGUCCUGCACGCCCACAAUGUGUACCUCGUCCGGAUUCUGGACCUCGCAUUUGAUGCUGCAAUCAACCUGGAGAAGUGGGAACUGGCUGCCAAGUAUGGGGCUCGCACACUUCAGCCUUAUUGCACCUUCUAUGGUGAAAUGAGCCCUCACCUGGCAGUACAGCUCUUCAAAGUGGGGAAACUACAGCUGUAUCUUGGGGACGACCUUAAAGGGGCCUUACAGUCCUUAGAGAGGGCACAGAACAUUUUCAAGGUCACCCAGGGGGAGGGGCAUGAGAUACUCAACACCCUCGAGCUUUUUGUGGGCCAGUGUAGGGAGGAAAUGAGGAUGAAGCUGGAAAAAUCUUGAUCUUAGUGCCAUGGAUUAGGCCAUACUGAAUCGUUUCUAUGUAAAGUGUCCUAUGGAUAGGUUUUGUGCUUCCUGAUUGUAAAAAACAAAACAUUUUAUAUGAUCAACAAUAUUGCCGAAUAUUUUUCUUUUUCAUUUUCUUUUACUAUAAUUCCAACCACCAAACACACAUCUAAACAACAUGCUUCAUACUUUGUACUAGUAUUCUUGGCAUUUGAUAUCAGAAAACGAUGCAUUCUGUAUGAUUCCCAUGAUCAACAGACUUAAAUCCUCAUUUCGCAGUGGAAAUCUAUCUUACAAUUGAAAAUACUCCAAAAUGGGUUAAGGAAGCUCUGGUGUACAUACAUUGUCAUUCAUUUACUAUUUGUGUUUUUCCUGGGCUUGUUUGUUUUUCCAGGAUAGCUAUUAAAAUACAUUUUCGUCCUAAGGCUUGACACUAAUCAUAAUAACAAUUUGUUAUGGACUUAUUGUCUUACUUAAUGUGAAACCGAGAUUACAGGAGAAAUCGUACAAACAAAACUGGUACUAAUGUAGUCAUACCUUAUUUGGAGAACUUGCCCUAUUUAUAUUUUGUUGAUUAAAAGUGUAGAUUUUCUACCAAUGGCUAGGUCAGGGUCAUUUUUUGAGGCCUUUAUUGAAAUCUUAUAUAACAUGUUCUACAUUUUAAAAUCAUGGACCAAAGAUAUUUUUCCUUUCUUCCAAAAUACUUUGCUAUAUAACAUAUAAAUACGAGUUAUCUGAAAAUGGUGAGACUUCGUAGUGGUAGCACUCUGUAUUGGUGCGACUCAGGGUUAUUCUUGACCAAAUUUAUAGUGACCAAAUUUAUAGCUGAUAUUCAGUUUCAUUCCAAUGCCAAAAAGUAUGAUUUUUUUCCUAAAUGUUGAAUUGCCAAUUGAAUAAUUGAAUAAUUAGUAAGAGUAUUUGAGUUUGUAUAACUAACAUAAGAAUUCUAAAAAAAAAUACAAUUUUGUAAAAGAAAGAAGCAUGAAUCCCAAUUCCAAGGUUAUUGGUCAUUUUUCAAAAUUACCGAGAAAUAUCCUGACUUCACUUGUUAAUAACGCAGAGACAUGCUUUGCAGUCUAAGCUGGUAUUUUAACUACAGAGAUUAUUUACAAUACUUUGCAUGGGUUUACUUUACAGGGCGUACCUGAAUUGUUUUUAAGUGUACGCCCAUACUCUCAACACAACAAUGUUAUAUGGGGUGGGCGAGGGGGGGGGGGUGUGUCUUCUGUUGUAUAUUUUGUACUCUAACACUUGGUCACAUUAUGACAAAAUAAAGUAAUGGAAAAGUUACAUGUAUAUAUGGUACUGUCAUUGUACACCUCCUUAGCCUUGAUUUUUAUUACUGAUUUCGAGUUUAAAGCACUUGCGAUUUUAUGGGAACCUAAAUUUGUUUGUACGACCAGGCAUACUGGAUUAUUCCUAGGUAUGUCACUGCUUCAUGUAUAAAUUGUGUAUGUGACAUUGCAAAAUUUCCAUGAUCAUAAUGUUGAUGUUGUCAUGAAUGUACAGGUAGAAGUGAAAAAAUGUGUCUUAGAUGACUUUUUAUUCUGCAUGAGAUCAAGGCAGUUAAUUUGUUUAUGACUUUAUUCUGCGUGAGAUCAAGGCAGUUAAUUUGUUUAUGACUUUAUUCUGCGUGAGAUCAAGGCAGUUAAUAUGUAAAUGACUUUUCAUUCUGCAUUAGAUCACAGCAGUUCAUUCUGCAUUAGAUCACAGCAGUUAAUAUGUCAAUGACUUUUUAUUCUGCCUGAGAUCAUGGCAUUUAAUAUCUCAACAACUUUUCAUUCAUUGAGAUAACAGCCGUUAAUAUGGCAAUUACUUUUCAUUCUGCUGCACAUUUACUACAGUAAAUGUUAAAGUUUUAUACUUCAAAGUCAAUAAAUACUAACUUAAG
This is a messenger RNA of Mya arenaria, 3253 nucleotides long. RefSeq names its product histone-lysine N-methyltransferase SMYD3-like. Gene Ontology annotation, cellular component: nucleus. Lineage: Eukaryota; Metazoa; Mollusca; Bivalvia; Myida; Myidae. The transcript is spliced from 11 exons. Gene Ontology annotation, molecular function: protein binding. The coding region runs from base 1 to 1359 and encodes 452 amino acids. The record is from RefSeq and is a predicted model, not a curated record.